This is a messenger RNA of Paralichthys olivaceus (Japanese flounder), 4902 nucleotides long. NCBI's taxonomy places the organism in Eukaryota, Metazoa, Chordata, Actinopteri, Pleuronectiformes, Paralichthyidae. The record is from RefSeq and is a predicted model, not a curated record.
CAGUUCCAGAUGAGUCACAUGAGUCUCACAUGUUGCAGCCCCAGUGUCUCCUCCUGGUGUUUAACUCUCCUGCAGCGUCUGGAAAGAUGGCAAAGAUCCACUGUCGAAGCAUGAAGUCACGCCAAGAAUACUGCGUGUAUUACGUGAUCAGAAGUACCGCUCUAUAUUUAACAAAUCAUGGGGCCUGCGGCGCAGCGUGCUCGUGCAAAAGAACGCCCACCAGAGGAAGUACAGCAUGGUGCUGCUGAGACUCCAGUCUCGUCCCUCGUUGAACACGAUUACAGCUGAAACCUCACAGGUUACGUUACACUCACUUCGUGGAAAUGGAAGACUUUGAAUACAGCGUGGAGAUCUGUGACCGUGACUGGGAAUGCUUCUUUGCAGAGUGCGAGGAGUGCAACCUGCUUCCUCCGUCAUUAGCAGGUUUGGACUCUGGGAUGAGUGACUUUGAUGAAACAGGCUCCAGACGUAAGAGGGCUCACGAGGUCGACCUAACAUCAGGCAUUUCAGAGGCCAACCGGCCCAUCGACUGCCCCCCAUACCGCGAGGGCUCUCCCGUGGAGCAUUACCUCAGCAAAUAUGGUGCUGGUGGAAUGGAGAGCAUCCUUUCAGGCAGUGAGGAGGACACACACCUGCAGUCUGUCAAUAUAUUCUUUGAAAGACUGAAAAAUCUUUCAGAGGCUGAGAGGCUUGCUAAGCCAUGCCAAGAGAGAACUGGAGGAAACAGAGAGGCAGCCAUGGAGGAGAAACAGUGUAGUGAUGGGCAAAGAUCCAGGGGCAGCACUUUGCCAAAAAACAUCCCCAAGUUAAACUCUCCGCCUGCCAGGGGUGAAACAGCAGUUGGCGCACAGACGACGAGGCCUGUCGACGCCAUCAGCAACACAAACACAAAGAAAAAAGUCAAGUCUGGCUCCAUCAUUUCCCGUGACUCUGCAGCCAGUAACUCAGUGCUCAAAACCAACACAUCAGCCAACCCUGAAACAGAGUUAUUCAUCAGAGAGGAAGCCUGCACACAAACUACAGUAAAUGAGGCAACACAGUGGAAUCAGUUUCAUGACCCACUGGAAUCAGAAAUACCUCACACAGACAAAGUGGUGAAAGUGCAAAUGUGCACACCUCUGAAGGAUGCUAAGCAGGAGCAUUUCUUUACAAGUCCAUUCACUUUAAGUGAGAAGUGCAACAUUUAUUCACCCGGCAAUGCAGAAAUGGUGACACGUAUUAAACGCAGGGAAGAACACAACCCUGUUUUACAGUUAGACACAACAAGCCUAAACAAAUCAGCCAGCCCAGAAUCUCCAUCUGCCUCCAUCAAAAGAAAAAGAAGGAAGAAGAGACGGCUCAGCUUUGAGCCAGCCGAAAGCGUCCAUGGAUACGAGCGGCGGUUUUUAGUAAGGCAGAGUGACUCGGAGGAGGAGCAGUAUGCAGGGAGAGGAGGGACGGGUCUGUGCUUACCUGAGGAUGUGAAUUUAUUGUAUUUAAAUGAACCACAAAGCAAUGUUGCGUCCGCCUUAUAUUCAGUCUCAAGCCGUCUUCCAGUGAGAACAUCUGCUAAAGAGAUAAAAACAAAUGACUGCUCUCAUAUUGUUCCGUCCUGUGACAGUCGAUACCAACACACACUCAGACAGGAAAGGUGUAAAGCAACGAGCUUGGCCGAAAAUAAUGCAACAAAUAACAAGUCAGUUACACCAUGUGUUGACAAUGCAAUAUCAGCGACAAGCAGCAGUGGUAAUGUGGAAACAAAUUCACGGCCUUGCAUAAAAUUACAAGUCGAAGAAUUAACAGGAUUGAAUAAACAUCCUUGGUUGGGGGUUUCCAAUCCUGGCAGUGUGACCGGUGAAUCAGACAGAAAAACAGCCAACGGUGCAGACAGUCUCCAAGAGUCUGAUAAAGUGAUUCAUUCGAUCCGCGGUUGUGAAAAUGAGCAUAAUCUUAAGUGUUGUACAGCCGAGGUCAAAUCAAUCGCUCACAGUGUUUCACCCAGGGCAGAGUCAGAUGAUCGCUCCGUGGGAGUCGGCCAAAACGACAAACUAUCCGAUGCUAAGUCAGUCCUGGCUGCAGAGGCUGGAAAUUCUGUCAGUGACGACAGCACACCGUGUCACGGAGAGGCUGAGCCCCAACAACAGCUGGAAAUCGAGUGUCAUGACACUGACCAGUUUAGCUCCACUCUGGACAACACAAAACCCCAGCAAUUUAAAACCACAGCCCGUCCAUUCAUUCAAAAGAUUUCCAGUGAGGUGACCUUACCCGAUACCUUACCUCGUCUUUCUAAAAGUGCUUCCAAUCUAGACAUAAAUAAUACAGUAAAGAAAGAAGAGCACCCUUUGGAGGUUCAGGCUUUAUCCAAAUUAGCUAAAUUAGCAGCAUCACAAUUAUUAUCUCCUGGGAAUCCCUGCCCAUCUGUGGAAAUCAUCAGUCAGAGAGAAAUCAAAUUGUCCACCUCUAAAGAUUUAAUAACGAGUCCUUCAGAUAUCACGUCAUUAUCAUCUCUGCACACAGAAUCUGUAACAUCAAUCUCAAAUGAAAACAUCACAGACCUGCCUGGUGGUUUAUCUUCCUCUGUCAGACAAAAUGAGUCUGGAGGUCAAACAGAAAAACCCCCACUGAUGUUGUUUAAACAGGACAGAGAAGCUGAAUCUGGACCUAAAAGCUGGUCUGAAUCCAAUUACUCAACAGAAUCUAAAUGUGAUUCACUGGAUGGAGCAGAAGAAGCUGUCGCAGCUGAAUGUGAACCUGAAAACGCACCAGAUUCAAAACGCUCAGUGUUUGCCAUUUCUUCUUUUUGGAGCGAGAUGGAGAAGCUGACGAUAAAUGACAUUCUGGGUUUACGAUCCCUGCCACCUCUUCAAGAAAGUCAGGAAACAGACAUGUCUGCUACAACCGAUUCAGGUUUUUUUACACAAUCAGAUGAGUCCAAGCUCAAACAAACCAGUGAGCACAUGUCCAGUGUUCUUGAUCUUGUAGAAUCAAGUUCAGGUGCUGUCACGGGAGCUGAGUCUUGUGUUCUGUGGGAGAGUGAACCUGUGCCGAUGAGCCAAGGUUCAGAUGUGGGUGUGAUGACGUCUGUAGGUGACAUUUCUCAACCAGUCUUCUCUGGAAAUGCACAGAGCUUCAGAACAAUUUCCAAAACUCUAAGUGUGCACAAUCUACCUGCCCUGAAGUCUGAGUCCUUCAGCUCCACAUGGAAAGGCCAAACGUUACAAACCUUAAACGAAGGAGGAUCAGAAAAGUUAGACUGUCUUGUUGAGGAUAAUAUGCCAGAGCAAGCGGACAUGGAUUCUUCACCUUCCUCUUUGACAGAUGGCUACAGAAUAUCUGUUUCCGAUAUUUUUCAGUACCUCUUUGGUGGAAAGCAGUCGACCCCAUGUCAAUCAGCCACAAAUAACAUAAAUGCCGUCUACGCAGAUGGAAAUUCUGUUCCUGAAAAUUAUGAUCAUUUCUUCUCAGAGUUCGAUACAGAAAACUUCUUCUGUCCUCUGAUCUCAGCAGAGGAUCAGGCCAAAGGUGAGCAGGUUCCUAUCUUUUCCUACUCACGCUCAGCUUGUAGAAAUCUACAGUUCCCUGAGGCGUAUGACGGCUUCUUUCCAUCCUCCUCUUCUGAUGAUUCAUCAGUUGAAUCUGAUGAAGAAGAAAACUCUAGACCUGUGAGGGUGGUGACCAGGUUUAGCCAAAACGCAAGCACAUCUCAGAUUUCGACAGACAUUUAUGACAAUUUCUUUACAGACAGCGACCUCAGAGAGAAUUUCUUUUGGAAAGCGACACUCUCUUUCAGGAAUAUCAAUUUUUCUGGAAUCGCUGUGCAGAAGCAGACAAGCUCUCAAACGUGUCAUGUACCUGUAAGGCAAGGUGGCAGAUCCCUUCGAAGGACGCUUUAUCCCAGUAAUGCUCUGGGGAAUCAAGACGUGAUGUUUCCGGAUCCACUUCUCUACCACCUGGAGAACAGGAUCUCCAGACAACAAGCGCUGCAGCCUUUCAGAAAUGAGGAUUUACAGAUGGCUGUUUCAAAUCCAAGGCUGGAUUCCUCACUCCUGCCGCUCCGACAGUCAGAUAUGUGUCUGGUUUGUAUUGCAUUUGCUUCAUGGGUACUGAAGACUGCAAACCCCCAAGUUGGAGAUGCCUGGAAGGCUGUUCUGUUGGCAAACGUGAGUGCUCUGUCAGCAAUUCGAUACCUACGUAAGUACGUGAAGAUUGAAGCGGCAGCCAGUGAGAAGAAAUUGCAUCACAACGCCCCCUCUUGAGUCAUGAUCUUUCGGCCCUUGAUACACAUCACCAUUGAAAUGAUCAAUUUUACAAUGAAUCCUGGAGCUGAGUCCCUGCAGGACCAAAGUCCUACUAGGAAUAUGACACAUGUCGAAUGUGCCGUUCCAUGAUUGCACGAUAACUGCUUUCUUCAUCUUAAGUUUCACUGACGCUUUCAUAGAACGGAAAGAGUUUUGUUUAAUAACAGCUUCGGCAGGGCGAGAUGAGACAUGUGUAUUUAUCAGACAGGAGACUUUACUGGUUUGAGACGAUUGUAAAUAAGGUUUCGGUGAGUGAGAUUAGCAUCAGAGCUCUGCUGAGUUGAGUUGAUGAUGUUUGAUGAACUUGUGAUAAAUGGAUUAACUUGAAUCCCUGAGAGAAUUUUAAAUAGUGCUGUUGGAGCAUGUUUGUUUCCAUUACUUUUAUGUAGCAGCUGAUUUUAUAGAAAUAGAAAAUAUUUCACUGAAUGAAUAAGAUCAUAUCUGUUGCAACAUUUUCUACUUUUACGAACCCCCCAAAGUUGUUAUUGUGUAAUUUAUUUGGGAGCUGUAUUUUUUUUCCAGUGUUCUGGAUGUAUUGUAUGAAGGGCAUUUGAUUUUCAUGGUUGAUCAUUUAUAGAAGACUGUAAAGUAUUUGUUGUGUUGCUCUGUGAGCUGUUCAUGUAUC